CAUGGAUGUUGCCCACUUUUGCUUUCUAUGUUCUUUAUUUGUAUGCAACUACGCUGCUUCGCCGCCCAACUUUGUGCUCAUUUUCGCCGAUGAUUUGGGUUUUGGCGACCUGGGGUGUUACGGACAUCCUAGCUCUUUGACCCCCAACCUGGACCGACUGGCGGCGAGGGGGCUCCGCUUUACGGACUUCUACAGCACCAGUCCUGUCUGUAGCCCGUCCAGGGCAUCACUAUUGACAGGCCGCUACCAGACCCGCUCAGGGAUCUACCCCGGGGUCCUGUAUCCUGGCUCAAUCGGUGGUCUUCCAUUGAACGAGACCACCAUCGCCGAGGUGCUGAAACCUCUUGGCUACGCCACAGCCGUGGUAGGGAAAUGGCACCUGGGCGUGGGGGCCAAUGGAAGGUUCCUUCCGACCAGGCAGGGCUUUGACGAGUACCUGGGGAUUCCGUACUCCCACGACAUGGGUCCAUGUCACAACCUGUCAUGCUUUCCGCCGGAUGUCAAGUGCUUCGGAUUGUGCGACGUCGACACGGUGGCGGUCCCGCUGAUGCACGACGAGGUCAUCAAGCAACAGCCCGUUAACUUCCUGGAUCUGGAACGGGCUUACAGUGACUUCUCCACCGCUUUCAUCGCCGCAGCGGCCGAAAAGGACCAACCUUUCUUCCUCUACUACCCUUCCCAUCACACCCAUUACCCCCAGUAUGCAGGCCCGGGGGCUGCUGGGAAGACUUCAAGGGGUCCAUUUGGAGACGCUCUGCUGGAGUUUGACAACACUGUGGGAAACCUGCUGGCUACAUUGGAGAAGACCGGCGUGAUCAACAACACCCUGGUCUUCUUCACCUCGGACAACGGGCCUUCAUUAUUUCGCAUGGCCCGCGGAGGUAACGCGGGGACUCUGAGAUGCGGCAAAGGCACCACGUAUGAGGGCGGCAUGAGAGAGCCAGCCAUCGCCUAUUGGCCCGGCAUGAUCACGCCAGGUGUGACCCAGGAGCUGGCCAGCACUCUGGACAUCCUGCCCACCAUCGCCGGGCUCGCUGGAGCUAGAGUGCCCCCUGUGGUGCUCGAUGGUGUCGACAUGGCCGACAUCCUUUUCAACCACGGAAAGAGCAAAAGGGAGAGCAUGAUGUUCUACCCCACUGAUCCUAGUGAAGAAUGUGGCCUGUUUGCUCUUCGCCUGGGGAAGUACAAGGCUCACUUCUACACACAAGGCUCCAUCCACAGCACCACCACCCCAGACAAAGAGUGUUCAACAUUCGUCUUGCGGAAGCAUCACGACCCCCCGCUUAUCUUCCAUUUGGACGCCGACCCGUCUGAGCGGUACCCUCUCCCGCUGGACGGCCAGCCGGACAUGCAGGAGCUGCUGGAGAGGAUGAAGAGAGUCAAGGAAGAGUUUGAAGGCUCCAUGUCGUUUGGGGAGAGUCAGACCUCCAAGGGAAGUGACCCCCAGCUGGAGCCUUGUUGUAAUCCACAGUGCAGUCCCAAACCCAGCUGCUGCCACUGCUGACAUCAAUGCAGGUCUCAUGGACUCCUGGGACACGAAGACGUGGCAAGCGAACCUGCUCAGCAUGGGGUGCUUGGUGAUGAAGCCAAAGUAGCUGAAGGGGAACAGAUGGAGAACAAUGUCAGAGCAAGUCCACCUGAGGGCAGAAGGUAGGUGGAGUACCAGUUGUUCUUUGGAUGGCAGCCGCAGAAGGAGAUGUUCUUCAUUUGGAAGAAGUGACUACAUCGGUCAAACUGACGGUGGAGACAAGGAACAGGAUUAACUCCUACAUGAAAUCAGACUAAACAUUCACACAUUGGAAGAAGUGACUACAAGGAACAGGAUUAACUCCUACUAAAUAUGCAUACUGGUGUAGUUUGUACUAAUGCCACAAGAUGGCAGUAGCUGCAUUUCAAGUCGACCACAAUACAAAUGGCACAUUUUCAAAUUGUCCAAAGUAGUCCCAGACAUGAUAAAAGUAGGAAUCGUUCGUUAUAAAUGUGGUCAAUGAAAAGGACUUGGAUGGAUGCUCACUAUGAGGUUGAACAUGUUCUGGUCGUGGUGUUAGUUUAUUUGGACCAUGCAUAGUUGGAAAACAUGUUGCUCGUUACAUGUCCGAAAAGGAGUAGGAAGAAGCCGAAUUGAUUGAACCCUUUUUCAGUUCCGCGGCAGUUGCAAACACGUUUGUUUGUUCACUUCCACAAAUACGUAAAUAAUAUCAAAUAGAUACAAGUAAAUAAAUAAAGACAUUUCUAAUAAGGUUGUCAUUAUAGAUGUCCGAUAAUAUCGGACUGCCGGGAUGCUACAAUAUACACCCCCACCUCAACCUCCUCAUGCUCUCUCAGGGAGAGCAUGUCCCAAAUUCCAAGCUGCUGUUUUGAGGCAUGUUAAAAAAAAUAUAUGCACUUUGUGACUUCAAUAAUAAAUAUGGCAGUGCCAUAUUGGCAUUUUUUUCCAUAACUUGAAUUGAUUUAUUUUGGAAAACCUUGUUACAUUGUUUAAUGCAGUGGUCCCCAACCACCGGGCCGCGGCCGGCAAGAAUUUAAAAAAAAAAAAAAAAAAAAAGUUUUUUUUUUGUUUUUUUUAUGAAAUCAACAUAAAAAACACAAUAUAUACAUUCUAUAUCAAUAUAGAUCAAUACAGUCUGCAGGGAUACAGUCCGCAAGCACACAUUUUAUCGGCCGAUAAAUGCUUUAAAAUGUAAUAUCGGAAAUUAUCGGUAUCGGUUUCAAAAAGUUAAAUGUAUGACUUUUUAAAACGCCGCUGUACGGAGUGGUACACGGACGUAGGGAGAAGUACAGAGCAGUUGUUGCGUCUCCCAGUCAUACUUGCCAACCCUCCCCAUUUUCCCGGGAGAGUCCCGAAUUUCAGUGCCCCUCCCGAAAAUCUCCCGGGGCAACCAUUCUCCCGAAUUUCUCCCGAUUUCCACCCAGACAACAAUAUUGGGGGGUGCCUUAAAGGCACCGCCUUUGCGUGCCGGCCCAGUCACAUAAUAUCUACGUUUUUUCACACACACAAGUGAAUGCAAGACAUACUUGGUCAACAGCCAUACAGGUCACACCGAGGGUGGCGGUAUAAACAACUUUAACACUGUUACAAAUAUGCGCCACACUGUGAACCCACACCUAACAAGAAUGACAAACACAUUUCGGGAGAACAUCCGCACCGUAACACAACAUAAACACAACAGAACAAAUACCCAGAACCCCUUGCAGCACUAACUCUUCCGGGAUGCUACAAUAUACACCCCCACCUCAACCUCCUCAUGCUCUCUCAGGGAGAGCAUGUCCCAAAUUCCAAGCUGCUGUUUUGAGGCAUGUUAAAAAAAAUAUAUGCACUUUGUGACUUCAAUAAUAAAUAUGGCAGUGCCAUGUUGGCAUUUUUUUCCAUAACUUGAAU
Entelurus aequoreus (snake pipefish) is the source of this 3379-nucleotide messenger RNA. RefSeq names its product arylsulfatase A-like. NCBI's taxonomy places the organism in Eukaryota, Metazoa, Chordata, Actinopteri, Syngnathiformes, Syngnathidae. The record is from RefSeq and is a predicted model, not a curated record. The transcript has 9 exons. Bases 2 to 1504 code for a protein of 500 amino acids. Gene Ontology annotation, molecular function: arylsulfatase activity.